Xiphophorus couchianus (Monterrey platyfish) is the source of this 2289-nucleotide messenger RNA. RefSeq names its product carbohydrate sulfotransferase 15 (gene chst15b). Gene Ontology annotation, biological process: hexose biosynthetic process. The coding region runs from base 419 to 1999 and encodes 526 amino acids. The transcript has 8 exons. The record is from RefSeq and is a predicted model, not a curated record. NCBI's taxonomy places the organism in Eukaryota, Metazoa, Chordata, Actinopteri, Cyprinodontiformes, Poeciliidae. Gene Ontology annotation, molecular function: N-acetylgalactosamine 4-sulfate 6-O-sulfotransferase activity.
GAAACAGAAAGACAGAAAGAGAGAGAGAGAGAGCUCCUUCCUCCGCUCAUACCGAGCGCUCCGGAGACAGAGACAGUCACAUAUCAGAGUCCGCAACUUGUUCUUCUGUGGCAACCAUCAGAGGGGAAGGGAAAUAAUAAUGGCACGGAUUUAUAAAGGUUAUUAAAUACGCGGGCAGCGAUCGGCAUGGAAAUACACAAUCAGGCGAUGAGAAGUUGUUUCAUCCGGCUGAUCGUGUGAGCGCUGCUGCCGGCUUCCAGCAAGAAAACUCAUGGUGUACGUAGAGGAGAUGGGCGAAUCUCCACCAACCACCAUGGAUAUCAGUUUAUGGACAUUUUCCCAUUCCAAACUGUGGCAUAAGAACGGCUGCUGCUUAUGUCGUUGAGCUCUAACACUGGGCAUAGUUGCUCUGGACACCAUGACACAGAUGGACUACAAGUACAGCCUGCUUGGCUCCACUGUGGAUGAUUACCGCAAGAGGCCGCUGCUCCUGCAGGUGGACAACACGCCUAUGAACUUGUUUGCGGUUCUCGAAGUGAAACGCGAUCUAACGAGACGCUCAAGCACUGUUGGAUGCAAGAUCCGCCUGUACGGCUUCCUGUUCGUCCUAGCCAUCAUGUUUCUCAUAAUGGCAUCAUAUGUUUUGACAGGGGACAAGAAGGGCCUUCUCCUUACGCCGUCCCCUUACCACCUCAACAGCUUGGUCAGUCCUGGACCCUUUGCCUUUAACCUCUCUUCAGUGGGGGACUAUGCACAUAUAAAACUGGUGGUGAAAUCCAUCAAAUCCAAGGUGGAGUUUCGGACCCAAAGACAAUGUCCUGACCGUAAAGCACUGAUGAGGAGCGAUCCACAUAUGUUUUCUGUCAUCCCACCCAACUUCCUGCCUGGUAUCAAGAACCCCUGCUGGUAUGAGGAAUUCACUGGGAAUAUUACCACAGAUCCAUAUAAGACAAAUUUGUACGGACGCUAUUCCAGGCGCUUCCGGACAGUUUUCCAGCACCUGAGGAGCACUUUCCAUCACCAUCUGUUACAUCGCAACAGGACACUCUACCGCAUGCGGUGCCUCCCCUAUUUUUACAUUAUUGGUCAACCAAAGUGUGGCACAACAGACCUGUACGACAGAUUGCGGUUACACCCAGAUGUAAAGUUCACCACUUUCAAAGAGCCACACUGGUGGACCCGGAAGAGGUUUGGUAUCAUUCGUCUCAGUGAGGGUUUGCAUGAUCGGUACCCAGUGGAGGACUAUCUUGACCUGUUUGAUCAGGCUGCUUACCAAAUCCAGGGUGAGCUAAUUGCAAACACCAGCGGAUCACCCAGCCACCCAAACGUUAUCAUGGGAGAAGCGAGUGCCUCCACCAUGUGGGAUAACAACGCCUGGGUGUAUUUCUAUGACAACACCACAGAGGGAGAGCCACCGUUUCUCAUCCAGGACUUUAUCCAUGCCCUACAGCCAGAGGCUCGGUUCAUCAUUAUGCUCAGGGAUCCAGUGGAAAGGCUUUACUCUGACUACCUGUACUUUGGAAUUGCCAAUAAGUCUGCGGAGGAUUUCCAUGAGAAGGUGUCAGAGUCCCUGCAGCUAUUCGAGGGGUGCCUUAUGGAAUACACAAUGCGCUCCUGUGUGUACAACACCACUGUCAACAAUGCAAUGCCAGUGAGACUGCAAGUUGGCCUUUACGUUGUAUACCUAAUUGACUGGCUGACUGUCUUCAGCAGACAACAGAUUCUGGUCCUGAGACUGGAAGACCAUGCCUUCGACAGGAAAGACACAAUGCAUAAAGUCUUUGAUUUUCUUAAUCUUGGGCCACUGUCAAAAGAAAUAGAAUCACAAAUCACAAAAAGUCCAGCAUCAAACACCAGGAGACCAGCUGACAAGAACCUGGGACCCAUGCUGCCUAUAACUAAAGAAAUUCUGCAGGACUUCUACAAACCAUUUAAUGAGAAACUGGCAAAAGUGCUGCAAAAAGAGUCCUUCCGCUGGGAAAAUAAUUCCGAACUCUGAACGAACUUCUUUCAACAAGAAGGAAGAAUGCAGAACCCCAUUUUUGGCUUUAUCUCUUUUAAGUGCCCAUAGAAAAAUCAAAGUAUUUUAAUGUAAAUUAUUUUUAAGUUAUAAGAGCAGAGAUGAAUCAAAGAUAGAAAAUAACAGCACAAGCAACUGUGGCGUUUUUGUGUGAUUGUGUGCGAGAGAGGAAGAAUGAUAGACUGUAAGUGAUGCUGGGAGAUCUUUGCUUCUGUGUUUUAUGUCCAGACAUAUAAAAUUAAAUUGUGAAUUUCAAGUAUGGAACAUAA